Aureococcus anophagefferens is the source of this 1356-nucleotide messenger RNA. RefSeq lists its product as hypothetical. Gene Ontology annotation, biological process: double-strand break repair via break-induced replication; mitotic DNA replication initiation. Lineage: Eukaryota; Pelagophyceae; Pelagomonadales; Pelagomonadaceae. Gene Ontology annotation, molecular function: 3'-5' DNA helicase activity; ATP binding; single-stranded DNA helicase activity. The annotation marks the transcript as partial. The transcript is spliced from 11 exons. The record is from RefSeq and is a predicted model, not a curated record. Gene Ontology annotation, cellular component: nucleus; MCM complex.
GGGUUUCCAAUCUUCUCCACCACGAUCGAGGCAAACCAUGUUUCAAAGAAAUCGACUAACACGGGACCACCUCUGCUCCAAAUAGAUGAAGGAGAGAGGCGCUCGAUUCUCCGUCUAGCUCGCGAGCCCAAGAUCCACAGCCUCAUUGCUAUUUCACUAGCACCCUCUAUCUAUGGCCAGAAACACGUAAAGCGAGCUCUGGCAAUGUCAAUGUUCGGUGGAUGCUCCAAAAAUGUUGAUGGUAAACAUCGUGUUCGCGGUGACGCGCGUCUCAGUGCGAAAGUCAAUGUCUUGCUCCUCGGGGAUCCAGGCUGCGCAAAGUCUCAGCUCCUCAAAUACUGUUGCGGCAUACUGCCACGUGCCAUCUAUACUACGGGCAAAGGUGCGUCCGCUGUUGGACUCACGGCUGGCGUGCACAAGGAUCCUCUCACCAAGGAGUGGUCCCUCGAAGGAGGCGCCCUAGUCCUUGCAGACAACGGCAUGUGCUGUAUCGACGAAUUUGACAAAAUGAAUGAGCAAGAUCGGACGUCCAUCCACGAAGCUAUGGAACAACAGUCAAUAAGUGUCUCGAAGGCAGGUAUAGUAACUUCGCUCCAAGCACGUUGCUCUGUUGUUGCGGCUGCAAAUCCUAUCGGCGGCCAGCUCACUUACUGCGUUGAAACGUACAGAAUGAGUGCGACAGGUUUAAUUAGGUAUGAUUCGAGUGCCACAUUUGCGGACAACGUAGAGCUCACGGCAAAUCCCAACGACCCCAUUAUUCAGCGGUUCGAUAUCCUUUGCACACUUCAAGAUAUGGUCGACCCGCUUCUUGACGAACAACUAGCUGCGUUUGUUGUUGAUUCUCAUCGCAAGGCACAGAAAGGCACCGUCGGCAUACGUGAUAGUGGUGAUAACCUUGGCAUCCCCCCGUCGGAGGGUGAUCUCCUGGGCAACAAGCUGUCAUCAGCGAGUGGAGGUGACGAGCAUGCAAUCCCGCAAAGUAUGCUUCGGAAGUAUCUUGCGCAUGCACGCUCCACAUGUUACCCUCGGUUGCAUUCUAUUGACCAGGACAAGAUAUCGCGCCUUUAUGCUGACCUUCGCCGAGAAUCAGCGACCUGCGGUGGGGUGCCUAUUGCAGUCCGCCAUCUCGAGUCCCUCAUGCGAAUGGCAGAGGCACGGGCUAAGAUGUCACUUCGUGAGCACGUCACUGAUGAUGACGUCGAUGCCGCAAUUGCCACACUGGUUGCAUCUUUCAUCAACGCGCAAAAGUUUUCCGUCCGGGCUUCUCUGGAACGUGGCUUCCGCAAGUUCCUCACUCGCACAUCCGAUUACUUUGACUUGCUGUUCUACGAACUUCGCUCACUAAUCCGCGAUGCA